AUGAAUAUAUUAUUACAAAAAUUAAAUAUUUUAACAAAUUCAAAUCAAGCAAAAUCAACUUUAUCUGGUGCUUUUUUGUUUAAUUUAGGUUCAGGUGGUAUUCUUGCUUGGAGUUCUAUUAAUGUAUAUUUUUAUUCAUAUUUUUUCCAUUAUGAUAAAAACUUUACAGUUUAAUUCGCCUAAAUGGCAUUCGGAAUGGCCUUUUUAUUAAUAGGAUUAGUAGCUUUAUUUGCUGUAAAUAUAGCCUAAAAAGUUGGUUUUGAACGCCUAAUCCGAACAUGUGCAAUUUUAUAUAUUUUGUGCGUCUUAGCUAGUGCAAUAUGUUAAAAAUACAUUUAUUUUUUCAUAUUUUAUAAUGUAUUUGCCUCUGUAUCAUAUUGUAUGACCGCUAUUCCAAUCUUAAAUUGCGCCUGGAGCUAAUUUGAUAAAAAAGACUCUGGAAAAAUAACUGGAAUGUGUUUAUUUUGCUUAAGUAUAUCUGCUUUAUUUUCAAUUUUUCUAUUUACUUAUUUAAUAAACUCCCAAAACGGUUUAGCUGAAAUUAUAAAAAAGGAAGGAGAAAAUGAAGUGCGUUUUUUUUCUUAAGAAAUAAGCAAAAAAGUUCCUCUUGCAUUAAUUUAAAUGGGUAUUUUUUACUCUUUUUUAAUAAUACCAGGCUCUUUAAAAAUACAUAAAAGAAUAUAAAUGCAAUAAUAUGAAUAAUUCGAUAGAGAAGAAUAAAACAAUAUGCAAGAAAGUGGAUAGACUAAAAGUUAAAUAAUUACAGAUUGUCUUUUUUCAACACCUUUUUUAGUUUUUUAUACAUUUAAUUUCCUCGAUGCUAUGUAUAUAGGAUAUUUAUAAUUAAAUUUUAAAAUAUACGGUUAAAAUAAAAUAAAAGAUGAUUAAUUUCUAACUUUUAUUCUUCUUUUUAAUUAAAUAAUAGGAGGUCUUGCAAAUUUAAUUUUCGGUUAUUUAAUAGAUAAGUUCCAUUUUAAAUACUGUUUUAUUUUAAUAUAAACAUGUAUAGGUUUACUAACUUUUACAAUGCCAUUUAUUUCCACAUUUAAAUUUUUACUCUUUUUUUGGUAUAUAACUAUUGGAUUUGUACUGAAUGGAUUAUAAACCAUUAGCGGACCAGUCCUUAUGGGAAUUUUCGGGGUCGAUAUAGGAUCUAAGUUACUUUCGGUUAAGUCUACGGCCUUUUUUGGAGGAGUUAUUUUUGUUUAAGUCUUGGCUUUUUUUUUAAAUAAAUUUUUUACGUUUGAUGAGGUUCUACAUAUAUUGGGAAUUGUCAUAUUAUUUAGUAAUGUUUUGAUUAAAAAAAUUGGUGGUAUUUAGAUUUAUAGAUGA
Molecule: messenger RNA, 1332 nt
Organism: Ichthyophthirius multifiliis
Lineage: Eukaryota; Ciliophora; Oligohymenophorea; Hymenostomatida
Product: major facilitator superfamily protein, putative
Exons: 2
Source: RefSeq, a predicted model, not a curated record